AUGAGAAAAAAAAAUUACGAAGACACUGACUCAGACAGUACGGUGGAGGAAACACUGGUAAUGCUAAACCUUCCUCAGUUAAAUAAUGAUGAAAGAAAAUUAAAAAAUUUAAAUAUUUAUCGUAAGAAAAAAGGAGAAAAAAUAUAUAGAGAGAAUGAAAUGAGCAUCAAUAAAAAGGAAAAUUAUGAAAAGAAACUGAUAUCCUCCAAGGGCGAGAGAAAAGUUAACAAACUAGGGAACCAAAACAAUUUAAAAAUUGAUUUAACGAACCAUGAAGGGCAUACAGGAGAUACACUAAUAAUUGAUGAUGAUACAGAAAGAAUUCAAAGCUUUUCUCCAGGUGACACUGUAGAUAUGGAAAAUGCAUAUCCUUCUGUGCGCGAAAUUAUGCAAGGAGGGGAUAACAAAAAUAAUGGGGACAAAAAUAAUAUGAACAAAAACGGUACACAUGUAAAUCAAUCUAUGCGAGACGAGGUAGAUAACAUACCAUUCGAAAUCGACAAUAUAUCUUUAAAGAAUUUAUUUGCUGAAUGCCCUGAAUGUAUAAUAAAUAACAAAUACAAAUUUAAGGGUAUUCAUACAUCAAGUAUUGGAACGAACUUUUUUUUCAAAGAACCAGACAGCUUAAAAAAUAAAAGCAGUUUAACAAAUUACGAAUUGUCCUACGAUCCUUUCGAUACAAAUAUAAAAAAUGAAAAUCAAAUGAGCAGGGAUGAUUUUAGUAUGUAUGAGGGAUAUUCAACCAAAAUAAUAUCCUUCGAAAUAGAUCACUAG
This is a messenger RNA of Plasmodium gonderi, 774 nucleotides long. RefSeq lists its product as hypothetical. Lineage: Eukaryota; Apicomplexa; Aconoidasida; Haemosporida; Plasmodiidae. The coding region runs from base 1 to 774 and encodes 257 amino acids. The transcript has a single exon. The record is from RefSeq and is a predicted model, not a curated record.